AUGAUGCUUAUGCGACCAGACUUUUGUGUGCUGGUUUUUCUGCUAAUUGUUGCUUCUGUAUGCGUGUCCGCUAACACGACUUCUUCUCCUGAUGGUAAAAUUCUUGCUCCUCGUAGUCGAGGAGGUGUUCCUGUUCCUAAGGAAGAGUCAGGUACUCUUCGUAUUGAAGUAAUCGAUCCUCCAGAGGAAGAUGUUCCCAAUCCUCCUCGAGUGGACAGUGCUGGAGGAGAUCGUGCUGCAGAGACUGUUCAUGUGCAAGAACAGCAAUUGGUGAGAACGGGUCAGGAACAUCAACUACAGGAGGAGAGCACUGAAGGUGCAAUGAAGACAGAUAAAGCGAAACCUGAUGCUCCUGAGAAAUUAACGCCCACCGUUGAUGCUCAGCCCACACCGACACAGCUCACAGAUCCAAAAUCAAAUGUACCACAAGGAGAAAUUAAUCCUGCUUUGCCACAAGAUAUAAAGAAACCCAAAGAGUCCCAGGACCCUAAGGAAAGAGACAUUCCAUCUGAUUCCAACAGCUUAUCCAACACAAAUACAGUCUCCAAGGAAACUGGGGAUUCAGGGGCCUCUUCUACCACACCUUCACCACAGACAAGCGCAGAUACAACUGCAUCAGAUGGCACUCCUGUUAACUCAAGCCAAGAAGGUAUCAAGAAUGCUGAUGCCAACGGUACUGAGUCUCCCGAUACAACAACGAAUACAUCAGAGAGCAUAAACACUGACACUCCCAAUACAACCAGUAAUAAUGAGGAAUUAACCUCUACUCCAUCUCCUGUACCCAACGCAGAGAUCAACACCAUCGCUUCCACAGUACAGACGAACAAGCCCAUUGUUGACAGCAGUGUCAGUCCUGUGUGGAUGGGCACUGCAGCACCGUUACUGAUUGUGGUUGUGAUGUUCUCCGCUACCGUGUACUGA
Molecule: messenger RNA, 921 nt
Organism: Trypanosoma theileri
Lineage: Eukaryota; Euglenozoa; Kinetoplastea; Trypanosomatida; Trypanosomatidae
Exons: 1
Coding region: 1-921 (306 amino acids)
Source: RefSeq, a predicted model, not a curated record